AUGGGGGCUGUGCAGGCGUACAGCGGGCGGUUCAGGGCGGAUGGCAAGCUGCUGGUGGCGGGUGGGGACAGAGGCAUCGUGCAGAUCAGGGGACAGCCAGUAUCCUUGCCGCCUGGUCGCUCACCAACAGCCCACACCGCUCACCUCUCACGCACCUCCUCCACACCUUCCUCGGUCUCAAAUGUUUCGCUCCCUCUCCACCUCCUUUGCCACACGCAUGUUGCCUCUCCCACACGCAUGUUGCCUCUCCCCACACGCAUGUUGCCUCUCCCACACGCAUGUUGCCUCUCCCACACGCAUGUUGCCUCUCCCACACGCAUGUUGCCUCUCCCACACGCAUGUUGCCUCUCCCACACGCAUGUUGCCUCUCCCACACGCAUGUUGCCUCUCCCACACGCAUGUUGCCUCUCCCACACGCAUGUUGCCUCUCCCACACGCAUGUUGCCUCUCCCACACGCAUGUUGCCUCUCCCACACGCAUGUUGCCUCUCCCACACGCAUGUUGCCUCUCCCACACGCAUGUUGCCUCUCCCACACGCAUGUUGCCUCUCCCACACGCAUGUUGCCUCUCCCACACGCAUGUUGCCUCUCCCACACGCAUGUUGCCUCUCCCACACGCAUGUUGCCUCUCCCACACGCAUGUUGCCUCUCCCACACGCAUGUUGCCUCUCCCACACGCAUGUUGCCUCUCCCACACGCAUGUUGCCUCUCCCACACGCAUGUUGCCUCUCCCACACGCAUGUUGCCUCUCCCACACGCAUGUUGCCUCUCCCACACGCAUGUUGCCUCUCCCACACGCAUGUUGCCUCUCCCACACGCAUGUUGCCUCUCCCACACGCAUGUUGCCUCUCCCACACCACUGUUUCCCAUGAGACGCGUAUCAAGCACCCGCGUGUUCCAGGUUCCCGUCCACGUGCAGCGGCGCAGCAUGUGGCUUGGGGCGUCAUUUAACAAGGGGGGAGCUGCCCUCAAGUCGCCCGCAGCAGCACCCCAUCAGGGAGCGCAAGAGCCCCCCGCAGCCCUCCUCCUCGUGCAACGGCGCCAGCGCGCACCGCUCCUCCCGCAACUCGUGGCUCCGCUUCUUCUUUCCCGACCCCACCAGCAGCGGCGGCGGUCGGCGGAUCGGGUCGUGGCUGCUAGUGCUGCUGCUUGUCCUCGGGUUCGUGAAGUGGGAGCGGCACAGGCACAUGUUUCCGUGAAAAGUCAGACUGCGCACCCGCACGUCGUUCCGCGCAAUCGAAAGUGGCCACGACCAAGAGUAAGGCGCAGCAGAAGCCGGGAAGCGCCAAGGGGGGAACCAAAGCGGCGCACAUCGGCGUGGGCGGGGGCACGAAAACCGCCAGCGGUGGGCGGAGGAGAUGCGGGAGCUGGGAAGAGUGGCGCAAUUGGCGCGGGGAAGGACAAGGGUGGCGUGGCGGCGUGUUGGAACAAAGGCCUGCACGACCCCUUGCUCGCUCGCCCCCGCACGCCCUCCACCUGCCCUCGCCCCGGUCCUGGCGCUGCCAGUAACUCCUCUGCUGGCGCUGGCGCGUCUGCUGCUGUUGGCAGUGCUGGCAGCAGCAGCGGCCCCUUCGCGCACCAGUGCACCAGCGCUGCCACAAGCCCAGCCGAGCUCUCUGGCAGACACUCCGCCACCACUACCUGCUGCCGCCGUAAGCUCCCCCGCCCCUCCUCCCUCCUCCCUCCUCCCUCCUCCCUCCUCCCUCCUCCCUCCUCCCUCCUCCCUCCUCCCUCCUCCCUCCUCCCUCCUCCCUCCUCCCUCCUCCCUCCUCCCUCCUCCCUCCUCCCUCCUCCCUCCUCCCUCCUCCCUCCUCCCUCCUCCCUCCUCCCUCCUCCCUCCUCCCUCCUCCCUCCUCCCUCCUCCCUCCUCCCUCCUCCCUCCUCCCUCCUCCCUCCUCCCUCCUCCCUCCUCCCUCCUCCCUCCUCCCUCCUCCCUCCUCCCUCCUCCCUCCUCCCUCCUCCCUCCUCCCUCCUCCCUCCUCCCUCCUCCCUCCUCCCUCCUCCCUCCUCCCUCCUCCUCCUCCUCCUCCUCCCUCCUCCCUCCUCCCUCCUCCCUCCUCCCUCCUCCCUCCUCCCUCCUCCCUCCUCCCUCCUCCCUCCUCCCUCCUCCCUCCUCCCUCCUCCCUCCUCCCUCCUCCCUCCUCCCUCCUCCCUCCUCCCUCCUCCCUCCUCCCUCCUCCCUCCUCCCUCCUCCCUCCUCCCCCCUCCCUCCUCCCCCCUCCCUCCUCCCCCCUCCCUCCUCCCCCCUCCCUCCUCCCCCCUCCCUCCUCCCCCCUCCCUCCUCCCUCCUCCCUCCUCCCUCCUCCCCCCUCCCCCCUCCAUCAAGGACGGCCGCGCGGAGAAGAGCCGCGCCGAUCGCGAGGAGGGCAGCGGGGAAGGGCGGGCAGGGGAGGAGAGACGGGAGGGGAAGAGGCGGAAGAGGGACGAAGGGGCAGGCACAAAUAGGGGAGUGGCUGAUGCUGCUGCGGGCGCUGGGCGUGCGCUGACUGCUAACGGUGGUGCGGUUGUAAUAAAGCUGGAAGAGGUGGAAAUGGAUGGCAAAGCUUUGGGGUUGAAGGAUGGUGCAGUGUGCAACACAAAGGCUGAACUGCAGAACCUGAGGGCGCGAGUGAAAGCGCUGGAGAAAACGAGCGCCUCCGGAAGCAAGACGUGGGAGGCACUGAUGUUGCUGUGGAGCGAAGCGGUUCCAGACAUGGCUCUCAUGGACCUGAGUGGCGUCUCCCUCCUCACCGACGCUGCUCUUGCACGAGUCGCCUCCUUUUCUUCUCUAACCACACUCAACCUCAACGACUCCUCCGGCUUCACUGAGGCAGGGGUGAAAGGGCUCUUUUCUCUCACGGCUCUCAAAUGUCUGACUUUACAGAAUACAGCCACAACAGACGCGGCUCUUGAAGGCAUUUCCAGUUUGAAAAAUCUUCGCGCGCUUAAUCUGUUCAACACCAAGAUAUCGGAUGUGGGAGUAGCGAAGCUGCAGGGGAUGACGUCACUCGUGGAACUGCUCUUAGGUGGCUGCGAGGCGGUCACCGAUGCCAGCAUGGUGCAUCUGGGCAAGCUGACAGCAUUAGAAUCGCUCGCUCUGAGUGACACUGCAGUGACCGAGGAGGGACUGCUGCGCUUGAGUACGCUUACUGCACUAAAGCUCCUCGUCUUGCCUCCAGGAGUGACCGAUUCCGGCAUGAAGCACCUGAGGAAUUUGAAGCGACUGGAGAAGCUGGGUGUGUGGGAUGCUAAGAUUACUGCUGCCGGUGUCAAGUGGCUCAAGGGGCUCAAGUGGCUGCAGGCGAUUGCAACAGAUGCAGAAGAUGUUGAAGCAUUGAUCAGAGACAUCUUUCCUGGCAUGAUCGUGACACCGGUUUGCAAACUCAAGAGUCCGUCCAAGCGCUAUGCGCCGGCGGCGCCCGCGGAGACGGCGGAAGCGGGGUUUUGGCGCAGCUUCGGGCAAAAAGCGGCGGAGCCGCUGAUCGGCAACGUGACGACCAUCGACUUCUGCCCCUCCGCGCCCUUCCACUUCGCCGCCACCACCUCCACUCGCCUGUACCACCUGUUUUCCUCUCAGUCUCGACCUGUGCGCGUUGUUAACACGUGCAACUCCCAACCCCCCUGUGACGCCACGAACCCCAUGGCAGGCGUACAGCAGGCGGUUCAGGGCGGAUGGCUACUUUUGAGACGUCUCCCCUGGCCCCCUGUGCCGGUGGCGGGCGGGAACAGAGGCAUCGUGCAGUGGCAGCGGGCUUAUGGGGGAGCUGAGGGGAACGGAGGGUGUGAGGUGGCGAGGGCAUGUUCGUGUCUGCAUGUGCACCUACCCUGCAUUCUCCUAUCCGCACGUGCCCUGCCUGCUGCCCUCUACCCCUGUCCCUCCAUGUGUGGGCGCCACGACCCGCACAGUGUUGAGACACGGGUCCCACCAUCUACCAUACCUUUUCACCAUUCCUACACCACCUGCCACCUCACACACUGCUCUUCCCACAAGCCUCACAACAUCAUCUCUUCUUACUCGCCCUCUCUAUUCCCUUCAUCCCUCAGCAUCGCUGCCACCAGCAUCGCUGCCACUGCUCAACUUACCACACCUACUCCCAAACCUUCUCUCUUCUCCUCCCAACCUCGCACUCCUGUUCCCCAUGUGUCCCGUUGCACACUUGGCGAUGUGGGCCAUAUGGGCCAGGCUGGGGACUACUACCAAGUGGCACAGUGCAAGGGCAUGCAUGUAGGACCCACGGCAAGCAGCACCGCAUCCCACUCCCCUCGCCCAGCUCUGUCCCGAUCCCAUCCCUGCAACCACCCCCCUCCCAUGUGCAUGCACGCCAGGCAGAGGACUGCUUAG
This is a messenger RNA of Closterium sp. Naga37s-1, 4320 nucleotides long. The record is from the annotation of a GenBank genome assembly. Lineage: Eukaryota; Viridiplantae; Streptophyta; Zygnematophyceae; Desmidiales; Closteriaceae.